Molecule: messenger RNA, 2161 nt
Organism: Daphnia magna
Lineage: Eukaryota; Metazoa; Arthropoda; Branchiopoda; Diplostraca; Daphniidae
Exons: 10
Coding region: 783-1961 (392 amino acids)
Source: RefSeq, a predicted model, not a curated record
GCAGCAGACGCCACUUUGCUGUAAACUGAAAAUCGUCGACGAUUGUUCGUCUCAUAUUUACGACUUAUUUACGACAUAGAACUGAGCGAUGUCAUGGCAUCAUUAACCGAACCAUUGGUGGCUGAAGAUGCUUAUUUCCAGGUAGGACGUAUUCAAUGUCAUUGGAAGUGUACUUACCAGUUCAUGAAUAUCCAGCCAGUGUUGGCAAAUCUUCCUGAACUCACUUUCCAUGUGGUUCAAACACUCGAGACUAAUGAGGAUAACAAAACAAGGAAGAUCUUUAGCAUCAUACCAGCAACUUGGUUCGGAGAAGGAAGUUUUUCAGUUUUUCUCUAUCCGUCUCCUUCAUAUGUUGUUAAGUCCAAGCAUAAUGACCCAAUGAACUGGUCAUACAACACCUUCAACAGGCAUCGUAACCCUUGUUCAGAUUGGAUGGAGUAUGAUGGGAUCAUUGUUCGACACCCAAAAGGAGAGAAUGUUGCAGUUGAUCACAUUACGGCAAGGAAGAUCCAGAAAAACUGUUUUAGGGGCAGACCUUUGGCAGAUUGGACAGACAGCAGUAAGGAAUUGCCGAGGAAAAGGAAACCAACUGAAAAGGGAAAAGAGCUGAGUAGGCCGAAGAGGGGCAAGUUGUUGCAUCGUCUGAAGAGGAAAAUCCUUUUGUUCCAUCAGCUAAUGCACUACUAACUGAUUUAUCGAACACAACUGUGACAUCUUCUAGACUUCAUCAGCCUUGGAAUAGGCCGUCAACUUUUAAACCAGGUUUAAGUUCAUCGUCGUACAUGAUGAAUGGAGAGCUGCUUAAUGGAUUAGAUCAUAUAAGCCAUGAAUGCCAUCCAAUGAGGAAUCAUGCAGCUGCAGGCUCAAGCAUUCAACAAUCUGGUUUGAGCUCAACAGCGUUCACACUGAGGGGAGAGAUGGCUUAUGAAGCUAAUCGUGCGUACUAUGAGAACCAAGGAUUGAUCUCUUCGUACGUACAUAGAGAUAUGGCGUAUGAACCACACCGUGCAAACUAUGAUGGCAACAGCAUUCAAACUAGGAAUUUUACUUCUGGUGAAGCAAGUAUUCAACCCGUUUUGAGCUCAUCGUACACAGUUAAUGAAGGCUUGCCUGUUCACGAAUCAAAUGGUGAAAACAAUUCCAGCAAUCCAACUCUUCCAGCAGUCCAGUCUUAUGAGCCAGAUCCUCUUCGAGUUAACGUCCAAACUAGCAACUUGAAUGGCGGUGUUGUACCUUUUAUAGGAACUUAUGGUUACUUGGAAGACAAAAUAAAUUCUUUGUCGACCAGUCUCCAAGAAGUAAAAGAUUUACUAAAGAAAAUUGUUCUAAUGAUUCAAAAGUCAUUACAAACCCCUGAAAAAUUCCUCAACAAAAAUGUAAAAUAUUUUGAGGAAGAAGUCAAAGAGUUGAUACAGAAUAUGCCUUUUGAUGAAGUGGAACAGUUGGUGGCGCUUGAAAAAGUUUUAAUGGGAGAGAAACACUCCAGAAUUUGCAUGGUAUGCUACCUAGUGAACCAUUUUAAAACUGCGAACACCCAAGCAAUCUUUGUGAGUCAAAUCUGGAGGAAGAUUUCUACAGACAAAUUGAUGCAAGUACUUCAGUGGAAAAGUGGACGAGGGGACGAUCAAAGAAACGGAAUUUCCCAAAUGAUUCAUCUCGUCUCAGUGAUUGGAGUUUCUCUUGGACUUUACUGCCAAAACAAAAAGAUUGAAGAACCUUCAAUAGUGGAACUUAAAGACUUCAUUCAGAAGGCGAGAAGUCAAGGCGGGGCACGGUUCCGAACUGCCAAUAAGAUUUCUCAUUCUGCAGCAAUGAACAACCAUCGUGCUGCUCUGGAGGAAGAUCCUGAUUCUCGUGCCGAGUCAGCUGUGUUGACUUCAACAAUCAAAUCGCUCGUGUCUGUUUUAUCAUCGGAUGUCAAAGCGUUCCAGUUCCAGUCAGCACCUAGUGCCACACAUUAAUGUAUUAUAUUCGUCCUUUACACAGAAAGUUAAACUUGUCUUUAUAAUUUGUGAUCAUGAAAGAUCAUUUUUCGUUUUUCUUGUAUGUUUAACAUCUGUAGUAGGCCUAUCUUGUGCUGCAUUUGUUUAAGUUUCUUGAUUUUGAAAUAUUUGUUGUAAUAACUUUUGCUGAUACAAUACAAUUGAGCUGUUUUCCAUUA